This is a messenger RNA of Lynx canadensis (Canada lynx), 2881 nucleotides long. It is a transcript of the gene SLC8B1, whose product is annotated as solute carrier family 8 member B1. Gene Ontology annotation, biological process: calcium export from the mitochondrion; intracellular calcium ion homeostasis. Gene Ontology annotation, molecular function: calcium:sodium antiporter activity. Lineage: Eukaryota; Metazoa; Chordata; Mammalia; Carnivora; Felidae. Gene Ontology annotation, cellular component: membrane. The record is from RefSeq and is a predicted model, not a curated record.
GUUACCGGAUUGGAAACUUGCGGUGUCCGGUUCCAAGUAGGUGCCAAGUGAAGUUCCAGAAAACAAGAGAAGAGGGGGAAAGUCACCAGGCCACUGGAGCUAGCAGCUGUUUGGAAGGGAAACGCUGCGGAAGGGGAAGGGGAGAGCGCGGGCCAGGCUCCGUGGGGGCCGAUGACCGGCAGACAGAAGGAUCUGCACUGGGUGCUGAGUUUGUUCCUUGUGCUGCGGAUGGUGGAGACGGUGUCCGGGGCCAGGGGCCCAUUUACAGGGACCCACAUGAGCUCCCCGUUUUCGGCCUCAGAUGUGAAGCAGACCACCACGGUAGACGUGUACAUCCAGUGUCGUGAGGUGUGCGGCCUCAACGUCUCUGACCGCUGUGACUUCAUCAGGACCAACCCUGACUGCCGCAGCGAAGGGGGUUACCUCAACUACCUCGAGGGCAUCUUCUGUGGCCUCCCACCCAACCUGCUCCCUCUGGCCGUCACCCUCUAUGCUGUUUGGCUGCUGUACCUGUUUCUGAUUCUGGGAGUCACCGCCGCAAAGUUUUUCUGCCCGAACCUGUCAGCCAUUUGCACCUUGCUCAAGCUUUCUCACAAUGUGGCAGGCGUCACCUUCCUGGCCUUUGGGAACGGUGCACCUGAUAUCUUCAGCGCCCUGGUGGCUUUCUCGGAUCCGCGCACCGCCGGCCUGGCCCUGGGGGCUCUGUUUGGUGCGGGUGUGCUGGUGACCACCGUGGUGGCCGGUGGCAUUGCCAUCUUGCGCCCCUUCACGGCCGCCUCCAGGCCCUUCCUCCGGGACAUCGUUUUCUACAUGGUGGCCGUGUUCCUGACCUUCACCGCGCUCUACCUGGGCAGAGUCACGCUCGCAUGGGCCCUGGGCUACCUAGGCUUGUACGUGUUCUAUGUGCUUACCGUGGUUGUCUGCACCUGGUUAUACCGAUGGCAGCGGAGGAGGUCCCUGGUCUAUUCCAUGCCAGGCACCCCAGAGAUGCUCUCAGACUCUGAGGUGGAACCAGUGUCUUCCAACAGCUACGACUACAGCGAAGAGUACCGGCCGCUUCUCCUCUAUCAGGAGACCACGGCUCAGAUCCUGGCCCGGGCCCUCAACCUGGAUUACAGGAAGUGGAGGAACAAGUUGUACUGGAGGGCCCUCAAGGUGCUCAAGCUGCCCGUGGAGUUCCUGCUGCUGCUCACCGUCCCAGUUGUGGACCCCGACAAGGACGAUGGCAACUGGAAACGGCCCCUCAACUGCCUGCACCUGGUGAUCAGCCCGCUGGUCUUGGCCCUGACCCUGCAGUCGGGCGCCUACGGCAUCUACGAGAUCGGUGGCCUCUUUCCUGUCUGGGCCGUGGUGGUGAUUGUGGGCACAGCCCUGGCUGCGGUGACCUUUUUUGCCACAUCCAACAGUGAGCCUCCCAGGUUUCACUGGCUCUUUGCUUUCCUGGGCUUCCUGACCAGCGCCCUGUGGAUCAACGCAGCCGCCACAGAGGUGGUGAACAUCUUGCGGUCCCUGGGCGUCGUGUUCCGGCUGAGCAACACCGUCCUGGGGCUCACGCUGCUGGCCUGGGGGAACAGCAUCGGAGACGCCUUCUCAGAUUUCACGCUGGCCCGCCAGGGCUACCCGCGGAUGGCCUUCGCAGCCUGUUUCGGCGGCAUCAUCUUGAAUAUCCUGGUGGGAGUAGGGCUGGGCUGCCUGCUCCAGAUCUCCAGGAGCCACGCGGAGGUCAAGCUGGAGCCAGACGGACUGCUGGUGUGGGUCUUGGCGGGCGCCCUGGGCCUCAGCCUCGUCUGCUCCCUGGUCUCGGUCCCACUGCAGUGCUUCCAGCUGAACAAAGUCUACGGCUUCUGCCUGCUCCUCUUCUACGUGAGCUUCCUCGUGGUGGCCCUGCUUACCGAAUUUGGGGUGAUUCACCUGAAAAGCGUGUGAGUGACGCCGCGUGGCCGGCGCCACCUGGUGGCCGGGAGGUGUCACUGCAGGCAGAAAGAUGGAAGUCGGACCCCGGGGGGGCCCGUGAAUGGGGCUGGAGGUUCCCGGCCGCCGCCCUGGGCGGGGCGACCAGCUAAGCCUUGUUUCCCGACGUCGGAGACCGGGCCUCGCUGUGGACAGAGUUGCAGACAGAAGGCACACGUCCUUGGAUGAUCGGCGGAGCCUCUCGGAGGCAGGGGUUGGGGGUGAAGGGGAUGACGGAGUGCCUUCCAAGCUGUUACUGGAAGACCACGGGCGUGUCCGGGGCCUGGAGUCACGCUCUGCUGCCUUCCCGCAUCUUCUCAGGGCUCACUCAGACCGCUGCCAAGCCCGGGCUUAGCCAGAGUGACUCAGAGGGCGGGCACAACACCUCGGGCCAUCGGGGCUGAGUUCUAGAGCUGCACCGUCCGACAGAAAUGGAAUAGGAGACACCUGCCUGCCUUUGAGAUUUCCAGUCGCCACGUUAAUAAAAGCCAAAGCAAACGGGGGGAAAUUCGUGGUACCAUACGUAUGGCUCAGUGGCCCCAAACUAGCAGCACGUGGCUCUGGCCCCCUCAGCGGCCACCGUCCUGGACGGCACAGCCCUCGACUCUACCUCCGGGACCGUCUGCCGACUGUCGCAAGCGCCUCUGUGCCCUGAGCUUGGGUUUCCCCAGCUGUGAAACAGGAGUCCGUUGACCGUGGCCCUGUGCCUACCUCAGGGGGAGCCCCGGGCCGGGGUCACAAUGCCCGAAAGCUCCGGGGACAGAAUGAGUGCUCCCCAGUGCCUUCCCGCUGUCCGCCGCUGACCUGACUUUCCAAGGAGCACCUACGUUCUCAGUUUGCCCGGCCGCCUUAUGCCGGCGGUGGCAAAGGGGUCCAACUGUCUUUUUUCCAGUGAAAAAGUCAUUAAAUAUUUCAAGUGUACAGAAAGGGA